Molecule: messenger RNA, 312 nt
Organism: Oppiella nova
Lineage: Eukaryota; Metazoa; Arthropoda; Arachnida; Sarcoptiformes; Oppiidae
Source: the annotation of a GenBank genome assembly
UAUAGGCGCUCCGAGCCCGCCCAGGUAGGACUUCAGGGUAAGGACAACGAGAAGUUGGCGGCCUGGUGUGCCGGCCCUAUAGGUCGGUCAGUGAUGGACCGCUUUCUGUUGCAAUCACUGCCGCAACUGUUGAGUCCGAAGGGAUCGCUAUAUUUGAUGACUUUGGCCAUCAAUAAGACCGAAGAAAUACGCGAAAUGAUGGCUGAGAUUGGGUUUGAGGUGACCGUCGUGUUGGAGAGCAUUCGCGAGAGACCUCCCUUUCCCGAGCAUAUUAAGGCACUCAGGAUUCGCCGACCAGUUAUCAUCUACUAA